Messenger RNA from Laetiporus sulphureus 93-53, 1905 nucleotides. RefSeq lists its product as uncharacterized. NCBI's taxonomy places the organism in Eukaryota, Fungi, Basidiomycota, Agaricomycetes, Polyporales, Laetiporaceae. The coding region runs from base 1 to 1905 and encodes 634 amino acids. The record is from RefSeq and is a predicted model, not a curated record. The transcript is spliced from 9 exons.
AUGUCAGUUGUAACCCACACUGCCAAUGCUGAAAAGCAUCCUGGAAGGGUCCUGGCCAUGACACCCAGACAUAGCUCAGUGGAGGUUCAAGCAGACAAAGAGAGGAAGCGCGAGAUGAAGGAGCAGAAGGAAAACAAGACGAAGCAUGCAGUGAAGAAUAUUGCGAGCCUAGAGAACAAGAUGGCAGAUGAGGAUAUCAGUGAAGAGCUUAACAGGGUCACUAAGCGGGCCAAGGUCAAGACAGGGCAGCGCAGGCACGGAGGUCGUAGUAAUGCAGAAGGCACAGUAGCAAAGCCAGCGCAGAUGCAGCAUGCUCUGCAGCCUAAGUGGAAGAUGAAUCAUGCUGAUGACAAGUUUGAGAAGAUAGACCUUCCAACAUCAGACUCGGAACAGCCACGCAAGAGGCAGAAGGGGGUAGAUGAACGUCCCAGAAUUGCGAUAGAGAGAGCUCGACUUGAAGGAAGAGAAGUGCCUGCACGUCACAAUGAUGACAAAGGCAAAGCGCCGAAGCGUACUGGUGUAAGUGCACCAGCCCAGAAGACCCGUACUGUGCCGUCAGGACCUCUUCAUGACUGGCAGAGCUCCGCACUGGCUCCAUGGAAGCUUGGAUCGAUGACCUCUGUUCCUCACUUUGCAACAACUGGCCUGCAAGCUGAAACAGCUGAUGUUCCAUCGAGACAAAAUGUAGGCAGGCGUAAUGCUGAAGUCACCGGAGUUCUCGUGCAAGAAACUGGCUUCGCCAGUGAUGACAGCGAAGGUGCCGAGGAGACUGCUGCCCUCUCGAGUCCCAUCAAAGGUGCUGGUACCCAAUUGACCAGUGCAGGACUCGUCAAACUUGAUGAGGACAGCGAUCUAGAGGCCACGCCUUUUGCGAGACCCAUUUAUUCGAAGGGAAGGAAGAUCCAUUUUAGAGAUGAGUCAAACUAUGAUGUAGAUGAUAUGUCGCAGCCAGUACGGUUGAAGCGAGUGACAAAUGAUGUGCAUGAUAUCGUGAAAGUUGAGGACCACGCUAGCAACUUGGAGGAUGCCGAUAAUGAUUCUGAAGACUAUGAGGAAUCUGUCAAGUCCUCAAACAAUGGCCACACAGUCACUAUAGGAAGGCGCCCCAACUCGAAGAAAGCAAACUUACCGGCUGGAGCUAAUGACGGCGACCGCUUCACUCGUGUUCUCAUCCCCACUCUUCAUCAAUAUGUGGGCAGUCUUCGAGAGCCAUGGGCCGUGAAGGAUGAGAAGCUUGUGCAUGUGCUGCAGCUCAUCUGGAAGGCCAUCUACCCACAGAUUCCAUACAUCAUUAAGCAUCAUGACCAUGUUUUUAAUAUCGUUCAUGGGUUUGGUACCUCUGCACUAGCUGUCCUCGAUCUCCUUUAUGGACGUUCACACUGCACUACUGAAGCCGAGUGCCAGAGGCUUGCAGAGCAUUGGAAGGAGAACAUGCGCUUCGUGUAUGAGCACGCUGACAGAAGUCCCAAGCAAUGGACAGGACUGUUCCAUUCUGAGAUCAUUUCUCGUCUCCUUGGAAGUCAUCUCUCAAACAUUAGAGGUGCCAUAAGCGACGUGCCGAAUUUGAUGGAUAAGAACGUGCCACCGAUCGAACGCGCUCUCACAUUCUGGACAACUGGUAUCAUGUUCUUGCAGAACGGUGAAUCCAAGAUGCUUAAGAACACAAACCCAGCAUCUGGCAAACUCACAACGGCUACAGCCUUUGGCGAAGAUAAGUAUGCCAAGAUGACGAAGUCUUACUCUAAGUUUGCACUCGAUCUUCCACCCAAGAAGAUGGCGAAAGUGAUCGAGUGUGCCAUUUGGUACAUGAAAGCUGGUACCAGGCAUGCCCCAAUCGAGAUAGAUGAUGACGAGGAGGAUGAUAUGCAUGCAAAGCUUGCCGAUGCUGGGUCUGAUUCUGAGUAA